Messenger RNA from Hemiscyllium ocellatum (epaulette shark), 3176 nucleotides. It is a transcript of the gene sh3bp5b, whose product is annotated as SH3-domain binding protein 5b (BTK-associated). Gene Ontology annotation, molecular function: protein kinase inhibitor activity. Gene Ontology annotation, cellular component: cytoplasm. Lineage: Eukaryota; Metazoa; Chordata; Chondrichthyes; Orectolobiformes; Hemiscylliidae. The record is from RefSeq and is a predicted model, not a curated record. The transcript has 9 exons. Gene Ontology annotation, biological process: negative regulation of protein tyrosine kinase activity; intracellular signal transduction. Bases 677 to 1924 code for a protein of 415 amino acids.
CUAGAGGGAGAGAGAGAGAAAACAAAAGAUGCUGGAAGUAAACGGCUGGACUCAAAGGGGUAACUGCAUCGUCCCCGAGUAAAUGAGAUUGAGGAGUGGGGAGGGUGUUACAUUUUUCAGCCUUUAUUCCGACUCUGCCUCACUGGAACAAAGCAGUCACCAACAAGCCCCCGAGUAAGAGGAAGGGGCGGAGUAGCAGUGCACUUAGGAAUGCUGGAGACUGAACCUUCCCCGGCUCCCUGUGAACGAGCCGUGCCAACCUCCUUUCAUCUCAUCGGUGGAUAUAUUUAGAAUGAUCUUCCUCCUCCUAGGACCCUGAACGACCAAGAGGUUGCAUCCGAGGGAGGGGGCGGCGGCGUCGUAUUUCCUCCGGACACUUUCAGAAAUGUUGAAUUAUCGCAGCUUUCUAAACGGCUGGGUUUGGCUGGCUCGGUCCGUGGAGCCUGUUUUAGUGGGAGAAUGAAUUCCAGAUGUUUCUGCAGGAGACAGCAGCGUUGAGUCCGACUUCGUCUUAAUCGAUAGUCAAGCCAAAUCUGUUUCACUUCUGUGUGCUUCUGUCUUUCUCUCCUGCGGAUUUCAGUCCCAUCUUGGAUUUUUUUUCUCUCUCUCUCUUCCAUCCACACCCCCCCCCCCCAAAAAAAAGACAGCUGUAAAAUAUAAAUAAUUUAGUCUCAAAAUGGACGGGUUGUCAAAAAAGAAUGAGAAGUUAGAAGUGCCAGAAGAGGAGGAGGUCGAUCCGAGGAUUCAGGGGGAACUUGAAAAACUGAAUCAGUCGACGGAUGCUAUUAAUCGGCAGGAAACUGAAUUGGAGGAAGCUCGGCAGAAGUUUCGAACUGUUUUAGUCGAAGCUACUGUUAAGCUUGAUGAAGCUGGGAAGAAGGUUGGAAAAGCGGUGGAUGAUUCCAAGCCUUAUUGGGAAGCCAGGCGAGUUACACGACUGGCACAGCUGGAGGCCCAGAAGGCAACCCAAGAUUUUCAACGAGCCACUGAGGUGUUGCGAGCGGCCAAGGAGACCAUUGCACUGGCUGAACAGAGGCUAUUGGAAGACGAGGAACGUCAGUUUGACUCAGCGUGGCAAGAGAUGCUUAAUCAUGCAACACAGCGGGUCAUGGAAGCAGAACAAACCAAGACAAGGAGUGAGCUGUUACACAAAGACACAGCUAUGAAAUACAACGCAGCAAUGAGCAGGAUGAAGCAAUUGGAGAAGAAGCUGAAACGAGCCAUUAAUAAAUCCAAACCAUAUUUUGAACUCAAAGGAAAGUAUUAUCUACAGCUAGAGCAACUGAAGAAAAAUGUAGAUGACCUACAAACCAAACUGUCAGCAGCCAAAGGACAGUACAAAGCUGCUCUGAAGAACCUGGAGAUGAUCUCUGAUGAGAUUCAUGAAAGAAGACGCUCCAAUAUGAUGGGACCCAGGGGAAGAGGAGUCGGUGCUGAAGGGAAUGAAAACUCUUUAGAAGAUCUGUCCAGUUUAAAGACUGAACCCGAUGAAUUGUCCAUGACAUCAGAAAUAUUUGAAGAUGAUAACUGUGGCAGCCCUGUCUCUGAAGAUUCAGAGAGCCAGUCAGAGUCCAGUUUGAGCUCUUGUCCAACCAGCCCCUUGGAUCCCACCACUCCUUUCCCUCCAGUAAACCGUCCUCCCAGCUUGGAACUGUCGAGUCCUGUGUCUGAUUGUGGCAUGGGUUCGCCCAUUCUGGGACCUCGCAGUGAAUGCAGUGGAGCCUCAUCUCCCGAAUGUGAUACUGAAAAAGGGGACAGAGCUGAAGGUGUUGAAAAUGAGAACAAACUGAUGACCCAACAAUCUAUUGAUGAAACAACGCUGGAGAUCAGAGUAACUCAAAUUUCAAUCAAGUGCACAGAGCCAAAGGAGAAGAGGAUUUCAGACCUCGAAGUCUGUGGAAUGGCUCAGUCACCAACCUGUUAAAUAGUGUGAAACGACAUCCUAAAUGUGCCAGGAAACGUAGUGUCACAGAUGUACUUACUCAAACUGUCUUGGCCUUUUAAUAGCUGUCUAACUACUGCACUGAAAGGUUUCCUUAAAGAGUGGCUGAUGUUUAUAAUUGCAAAAAGAAAACUACAGUAGUAGUUCUGGGUUGAAAAUUAAUAGCAUAUCUGCAAAGUAUGUAGUUAGCAGUCUGACUUCAGACUGGAGGCAAAGUAGCAGUAUCCACUUUUGUGCUGUUGAAACUGGAUGUGAAGUAAGAAUCUUGUCUGCUUUGUUCCCCAGCUGAUGACCUGCUUGUAUGAGGCAGAGGUGGAGCUCAGACCAGCAGAAAGCCCUGCUUUGUUCCACUUGUACCGUGUGCUGCAUUUGUCUGCACCACUUCAUUGUGUUCCUCUUCGUGUUGACGCCAGCCCUAUCCUUGUCAGGAUACACUCGCUGCAUUGAAGAUUAGAUCUCACUUUGUGACAGUCUUAGUUGUUGUGUCCUGUUCAAAACUGACCUUAAGGACUUUUCCGUGUUUGUUAUUCAGAAGGACUUGCCCAAGAAAAGGAAACUGCCAUCAGUGUUUCACUUCCUGCACUGUUGUUCAUUAAUAGCGAAACAACACAGUUGGAAAGAGAGUCUAGGCUGACAAGGUGGAAUUCUACAAUUUAUUUCAAAGCGUUUUGACUACUGUAGGGAGUUGGCCAAUCUUUGUUCGUGGAAUGGAAUGGAAUGUGGCAGAAUUUUCACUGAUUGUCACGUUUAGUUCCUUUUAUAGCCAACCUUUCGUGCCAAUCCAAAGAAAGUUAUUGACUUUUAUUCUACUGGUAAGCUAAAUGUUUUGUUCAAGUGAUUAAUCUCUUUCAGAUCAUGCACCUUCACUUAAUUAAACUAUAUUAACUGGAUGUAUAGCAAUACAUGUAUCAACCUGUUUUGCUGCUGUCCAUUAUUUUGUUGCCUGACCAGGUGAGCAACAUCCUGAACUGUCGUAUAAUGGAAUCCAGAUCAUUAGUUUUUGUAUCUUAACACAACAAACAUCUAACCCAGUUUGCCAAGCCUGGUUCUCAUCUGAGAGGUGUACAAACAAGUGACCAAUGGCAAAGCUGCAUGCCUUAUGUUUUAAGCAAUAUCAGUCAUAAAUGUUGUAGUCUUUAGACAUUGUUUUCAGUGUUACAUUUUGUACAAUUUUGUUUCAGUAUUGUAAUAUUAAGAGCUGUCUAUGAUGCAUUUAACUUUUUAUAGACUCUUA